Coffea eugenioides is the source of this 2406-nucleotide messenger RNA. RefSeq names its product GTPase Der. Bases 14 to 1993 code for a protein of 659 amino acids. Gene Ontology annotation, molecular function: GTP binding. The transcript is spliced from 12 exons. Lineage: Eukaryota; Viridiplantae; Streptophyta; Magnoliopsida; Gentianales; Rubiaceae. The record is from RefSeq and is a predicted model, not a curated record. Gene Ontology annotation, cellular component: chloroplast.
UCUCACCAUAAUCAUGUCAUAUUCAGAGCUCUGCGCUUCAAUUUCUCUUUCUAAAGCGAAACCCCUUUCUCCAUGCCCGCCAUUUUCAUCGAAUUCUUCAUCUCCGACUACUUCUGUCUUUCUCCCCUCUCCCUUUUCGUUUCCUCUCCCCACCGCCAUCUCCAGCCACCAUCACCUCCACCACCUGCCUUUUUGCCGCACCGGCAACCGCCCGAACCUUUUCUGCAGGGACUCACAGGUCUCCGGCCCCAAAGAUUUCGACGAGGAGGAUGAUAAGUUGUCGGAUGAGUCUGACGUUGACGACGAGAGCUUCAAUGUUGAAUCAAUGGAACACGAAGCCAAAUUCGCUGUUAAAGAAUUCUCCCACGCUUUGUCUCGUCAAUUGACCAUAGAUGAUGAUCCUGCUGAUCAAAAGGAAACUAGCAUAAAGAGGAGAAAGCAUAAAAGCAGUGCUAAAAAUAUCCCUGAUCAUCUGCUUCCCAGGGUUACGAUUGUUGGAAGGCCAAAUGUUGGUAAAUCAGCUUUGUUUAACCGUCUUGUUGGGGGAAACAAGGCCAUUGUGGUGGAUGAACCCGGGGUUACUAGGGAUCGUUUGUAUGGUAGAUCCUUUUGGGGAGAUUAUGAAUUUUUGGUCAUAGAUACAGGAGGUGUGGUUACCAUUUCCAAGUCGCACGAUGAUGUUAUGGAAGAAUUGGCUAUCUCAACGACCAUUGGUAUGGAAGGCAUACCACUAGCCUCUAGGGAGGCUGCUGUUGCCAGGAUGCCAUCAAUGAUUGAGAAACAAGCCACUUUUGCUGUGGAGGAAUCAUCUGUCAUCAUAUUUCUUGUUGAUGGCCAGGCAGGUCUCACUGCUGCUGAUGUUGAAAUAGGGGAUUGGUUACGAAAGAAGUUCUCGCACAAGCAUAUUAUUCUUGCAGUGAACAAGUGUGAAUCUCCAAGAAAAGGUAGCAUGCAAGCAUCAGAGUUUUGGUCUUUAGGGUUUUCGCCACUUCCUAUAUCUGCUAUAUCAGGUACUGGGACUGGAGAACUUCUUGAUUUUAUUUGCUCAGGAUUAGAGAAAAUUGAGGACUAUGAUGAUGUUGAAGGGAAAGAAGAUUUCGUUCCUGCCAUUGCAAUUGUUGGCCGACCAAAUGUUGGUAAAAGUAGUAUUUUGAAUGCCUUAGUCAGAGAGGACAGAACAAUUGUUAGCCCAGUAAGUGGAACAACACGUGAUGCUAUUGAUACGGAGUUCACUGGACCUGAUGGCCAGAAAUUUCGGCUGAUUGACACGUCUGGUAUAAGGAGAAGGGUAGCUGUAGCUUCAUCGGGCAGCACCACAGAGGCUUUAUCAGUUAAUCGAGCAUUCCGUGCCAUUCGUCGUUCUGAUGUUGUGGCUAUUGUGAUUGAAGCCAUGGCAUGUAUUACGGAACAGGAUUACAAGAUUGCUGAAAGGAUAGAGAGAGAAGGGAAGGGUUGCCUGAUUGUUGUGAACAAGUGGGACACAAUUCCGAACAAAAAUCAGCAAACUGCAACUUAUUAUGAGCAAGAUGUAAGAGAUAAGCUCCGUCUUCUCAGCUGGGCACCUAUCGUGUACUGUACUGCAAUAGCUGGGCAUAGCGUUGACAAAAUCAUUGAUGCUGCUGGUAUGGUUGAGAAAGAGCGAAAGAGAAGGUUAACUACAGCAACACUAAAUCAAUUGGUGCAGGAAGCAGUUGUUUUCAAACCACCUCCAAGGACUAGAGGUGGCAAGAGAGGACGUGUUUAUUAUUGCACACAGGCAGCAGUUAGACCACCUACAUUUGUCUUCUUUGUAAAUGAUGCAAAGCUAUUUCCGGAGACAUAUCGCCGUUACAUGGAAAAGCAGCUGAGAUCAAGUGCAGGAUUUUCAGGCACUCCAGUUCGGCUUUUAUGGAGAAGCAGAAGAAAAAUGGAAAAAGAUGAUAGGAGGUCUGCUGCAACAAAUUUUGCCCAAGAGAAUUACAUUUCUGUUGAUAGAAGGUUGGCUGUAGCUUAGCUGAACUUGCAUUAGCUGUAAUUUGGAAAGAACAGAAUUUUAUCUUAGUUUUGACUGGAUUCACACUUAGCAUAGGAGAUCCAGUAAAAAAGAGUCCUACUUUAGAAGUUUCAACACGUAAAAAGAGUCUGUUGUACUGAAUUGUGUUGUUUAAUUUAGUUGUCACUAGUCUACAAUCUUGAACUCUCUGGUGAAGAGAUGUAGAGGACCUGAUUUUGAUUACAAGCUGGACGAGGAGUUGAGGACAUUCUGCUAUGUGUCGACUUUUGCAGGGAUACAUGUUCAAAUGUAUUUAUGAAGCCCUACCAUGUGAAGAUGAUUCAAGAUCUCUAUGUUUUUUUCAGCAAAUUAUACUAUUCUUUUGUUUAUUUCUCAAGUGGUUCUCAUUUAAUUCGGAUGGCAUAUGGGUUUUU